Oncorhynchus tshawytscha (Chinook salmon) is the source of this 2322-nucleotide messenger RNA. RefSeq lists its product as uncharacterized. The transcript is spliced from 8 exons. The record is from RefSeq and is a predicted model, not a curated record. The coding region runs from base 1122 to 1985 and encodes 287 amino acids. NCBI's taxonomy places the organism in Eukaryota, Metazoa, Chordata, Actinopteri, Salmoniformes, Salmonidae.
ACAAAACAAAGGAAUAAAGGUCAGAACGUGACACAACUGCUCAGCACCAGUAUGUGUGCGUGCGUGUGUGUAAGAGUGUGUGUGUAUGUGUGAAUGGGUAAAAGCUCAGAGGUUAGGUCAGACAUCAGGGCCCAGGGAUGUUGCUAUGAUGUAAAACACGUACUUUACAGCCAACUGCUAGAGUCCCAUUGGUCCUAAUUUAGCUACGUCCUUUCAUAUAAUACUGUUGGGCAUUUGUGUAUGCGCUGCCUUGUCCACGAUUUUAUCAGUGUGGUAGGACCCUCCAGCUUAUAGAGAAAAUAUUCAGUCUCUCUCGACAGUAGGAAGAGCAAGUCCUCAGUGUCAGACACCCUUUAGCUAUGUCAUGUAUAUUGAUAUAUUUCUCCUUCUUCCCCUGCCUAUAGCUCUAAUUCUCCUCUCUGUCAGAUAACGCUGCAAUAAUGCGCUUUCCUUUCUCCGCGCGCAAAGGCCGAGUCGCCCUCUAGCUCUCUAGCAAGCGUAUUCUUACUCCAGCGAUGUCAACACUGCCCCUGCUCCCAGCGAGCCCCCUGGCCUCCAUUGAACACGUUUAAUGUUUACCAUAAAAAGCGUGAAAUACAAUCCAAUAUCCACUGCUGCUCAAUUUUUUCUCUCCCUCCGUUUUUUUUUUACUGCCUUGAAUAUUCAUAAUUAAUCUGACGCAGCGAUAAUAAAUGUUAUAUGCUUCCUUAUCAUCAGAAGGCCGGGAAAGGAAAGAAGGCUGUAUUCUCUCUAUCCCUGCCCGCCUCGCUGCCACUGUUUGGAUUAAAUAAAGACAGAUCCAAAUAAGACUGACCCCUCUAACCUCGUAUCUUAUGAGCGGAACUGAUAAUGGAAAUGAUUUACUCUGCAAACAGAGCUGCCUAUAUGCCUGCAAGCACAGCUUCUCUCUCUCAUUCUAGUGCUGAACUCUCUCCUCUUCUGCUCUCUUCCUCUGUCGUUCUCUCUUGUUUAUCCUUUCUAUCCUCCUAUUUCAACUACCCUUCUUUCUACCCCCCCUCUCUUUAUCUCAGCUUCCAUCUCUCUCUCUAACACACAGAUCAACCAGAUCCUCCCUCAGAGAUCCACCUGGUCAGCUUCACCCAUGCCUCUGCAACUCUAGAAUGGAUCCCAGGCUUCGAUGGGGGAUUGGAGCAGAGAUUCCAUAUCAGCUACCGUUGGGAGCAAACAUCUUCAUUGUGACAGGCCUGUCCCCCGCCACUACAUACAACUUUUCUGUCAACGCACUCAACUCCAUGCUGAGAGAGCGGCUACGCAGACAACAACUCAGUACACACCAUCACCAGCGAGGAGUGGGAAGGAGCAAUCCAGGAAGAAGAUCCCUUUGGGGAGGACACGAGAGGGUUGUCGCUGUAUCAGACCGUGAUCAUGGCGGUGGUUGGUGGGGCUCCGCUGCCGGCUCUCAACUGGCUGGGCUGCUUUCUGUGUCUGAGGUGGAAGAAGAGGCGUGGCCAGACAGGUUCACUGUGUUCACUGCCAGCGGCUCCACCAGGUACGAGGUCAGAGGGCUGGUGAACCCUGCGGCCCAGCGCACCCUCCUCAUCGACAGCGGGUCAAAACCAGACAGCAGCGUAUAUGGGUGCUAUGCUGGGGAGAGCUCCCACUACUACUACCCCACCAGUGACUACUGCCCCUCUCUCUACCCCCACCCCGAGGGAGCACAAGGGCAAGAUGGCUGCCACUACCCACUGGAGGCCAUAGGCCAUGAGUAUGAGGAGGUGAGAGACUGGGGCAUGUAUCAGGACGUGCUGGGGUUGUCUCUCCCACUGCCUCCUUCCCAGUUUGACCCCUGGUUACCAGAGCAGAGGCGAGAGUGGAGACCACCCCCACCCAGUUACCCUCAGGGAAGUGGGAGGGACAUGAUUGCCCUGCAGCAGCCAAUCAGAAGGAAGAAUCCGGUGGAUGAGCGAUGCCCAGAGAGAAGCGACUCUGAUUUACCUUUUGAGCUCAGAGGACAGUUAGUUUAGGAAGCUUAGGCCUUGAUUCCAGAAUGUGGACAAUACCUCAGACUCAAAUACAAACUCUUAGUGCUGUGUUGGUAUUGAGUACUAUAUGAAUAGGAAGCCUUCCAACUGUUACUACCAAAAGGUACAGUAUUUACUGUAGGUGAUAUUGUGGGACAGUCAAUCAAUACAAAUUAGGCCUACCAUCGAUCCAAAGACCUCAAAGAUAUAAAAUGUAAAAGAUGAAGCAACAAAACAUGCAGAGUUUUUCGUACAGAUUUACUAGUAACAGUUGAUUAUACUCUACUGUACAAAUAAAAUGGAUCAUCUAGGCCUAGGCCUAACUGAUACACAACCCCAA